Molecule: messenger RNA, 2568 nt
Organism: Trifolium pratense (red clover)
Lineage: Eukaryota; Viridiplantae; Streptophyta; Magnoliopsida; Fabales; Fabaceae
Product: phosphatidylinositol 4-kinase gamma 4-like
Exons: 3
Coding region: 679-2451 (590 amino acids)
Molecular function (GO): protein binding
Source: RefSeq, a predicted model, not a curated record
CAUUCAACACUAACGUAGUACUAUAAUAACACUGUCUCUAUCCACCCACUGUACACGUAUACACGUAAUAUAUAUAUAUAUAACUUUGUCGUUUUCUGAAUAUUUCCAUUUUUUCUUUACCUUUGUCUGAGUCAACAAAAUCAACCCUUCAAAAAUUCUAUUAUUAUUAUUAACAAUAAUCUUCCAUCAUCAUCAUCAUUCUUCUUUUCUCCCUUCAAAUUUUCAAUUCAAUAACCCGUUACUUUCUUUUGCUUUUAUUGCUCAAAAAGCUUCCAACUUUCGUUUUACGACGUCGUUUCAUCAGCUUCUUUGGGGUAUGAUCUUGUUCUUUCUGUUUCUCACUUUUCACAAUUUUUCCUUUGAUCUUUGAAGGGUAAUAUUGGUAAUUGGUCUUUUUUGGGGUUUGAUCUUUUGAUCAUUUCCUUCAAAAGAUUUUAUAGUUUUUAAAGCUUAAUUCUUGACCUAGGUUAGGUGUAUGAGUAUGAUCAUGAUCAAUUGAUCGUUAUCAAUUGUUGACCUAGGUACCAAAUUGUAGAAUUUAUGAUAAUACAUGUUUCAGCUAUGAUGAAUAUCUUGUGAAAUUUGUAGAUUUUAAUUUUUAGGGGCUUUGAUUCGUAGUAUAAUCAAAGCUUAAUUUGUUUUGCACUGAACCUGUUUGAUAAAAAUCGUUAGUGAAAAAUGUCAUCUGCUGGUGUUACUACUCUUAGUCCAGUGGAUCCCACUGAGCCAUUGUUGUCUCCAAAUGCAUCCCAUUUUCCAUCUCAUUUGCCUUUUGAGGACCAAUCCAUUUUCAUAUUUCUUUCGUUUUCGGGUUCGUUGACUCCUAUCCGUGUUAUGGAAUGGGAUACUAUUGAGUCUGUCAAAUUCAAAAUCCAAAGGUCUGAGAGUCUUCCGUUUUUAACUAACAAGCAGAAAUUGGUUUAUGCUGGUCGUGAACUUGCCCGAAGUGAUUCUUUACUCAAGGACUAUGGAGUAACAGAUGGAAAUGUUUUGCAUUUGAUAAUCAAACUAUCAGAUCUUCAGGUUAUCAAUGUGAAAACAUCUUCCGGAAAGGAAUUCUCUUUUCAGGUUGAACGAGGUAGGGAUGUCAAGUACAUAAAGCGACGGAUUUCUAAAAAGGAGAAACAGUUUGAUGAUCCUGAGGAGCAGGAACUUGUGUGUAAUGGGGAACGGUUGGAGGAUCAGAAGCUUAUUGAUGAUAUCUGUUGCAAGCAUAAUGAUGCAGUGGUGCACAUGUUUGUUAGAAAAAAGCAUGCAAAAGUUCAUAGAAGGCCCCUUGAGCUGUCAAUUGUAGCAACAGACUUGUCUGAUAAGACUAAAGAUGUUUGUGGUAGAAAACUUGAAGUUGGCGAUGAAGAAGAUACUGAUGCCACUCAGAGAGUGGUGCCGAGAAAGCUUCCUGAUAGUGAUUUUCUUUUGGAGCCGAUUAUAAUUAACCCUAAAAUUGAGUUAGCUCCAGUGAUUCAGAAUAUGGUAAACUCUACAUACGAUGGACUAGCUGGUGAGAAAUAUCCCAUAGGUUCGGCAGAAGGUACAGGGGGAGCUUACUUUAUGCCUGAUUCAACUGGUCAGAAGUAUGUGUCUGUUUUUAAGCCUAUUGAUGAAGAACCAAUGGCUGUGAAUAACCCUCGAGGUCUUCCAUUAUCACUAAACGGUGAAGGCUUAAAAAAGGGUACAAGAGUUGGUCAAGGCGCAUUCAGGGAAGUUGCGGCUUAUGUUUUGGAUCAUCCAAUAAGUGGACGCCGCAAAUUAUUUGGUGAUGUGAAGGGUUUUGCUGGUGUUCCUCCAACAUUGAUGGUCAAGUGCUUGCAUAAGGGAUUUAACCAUCCAGGAGAUUUGAUUGCUAAGAUUGGAUCCAUGCAGAUGUUUGUGAAAAAUAGUGGGAGCUGUGAAGAUAUUGGUCCUGGGGCUUUCCCGGUAAAGGAAGUACACAAAAUUAGUGUACUGGACAUAAGACUGGCAAAUGCAGAUAGGCAUGCUGGGAAUAUUUUGAUCAGCACAGAGAAGGACGGUGACCAAUCUGUUCUGAUUCCAAUUGAUCAUGGAUACUGCUUGCCCACAAGUUUUGAAGAUUGUACCUUUGAAUGGCUUUACUGGCCGCAAGCCCGGAAGCCAUAUUCCACGGAAACUAUUGAGUACAUAAAGUCACUGGAUGCUGAAGAAGAUAUUUCCCUUUUGAAGUUUCAUGGAUGGGAUCUGCCAAUUGAAUGUGCCCGUACUCUUAGAAUCUCAACCAUGCUUUUGAAGAAAGGGGUUGAGAGGGGAUUGACCCCUUUUGCAAUUGGAAACAUGAUGUGCAGGGAAUCAUUGAACAAGGAAUCUGUGAUAGAGGAAAUAGUUGAAGAAGCGUUGGAUUCUGUUCUUCCUGGCACAAGUGAAGCUACAUUGAUGGAUGCUGUUUCUCAAAUCAUGGACCAGCGUCUUGAUAAGAUUUUCAACUCUCCUUUUUAAUCAGAGUUGAGAUCUGCAUUGGUUGCAGAGUUUGUGUUGUUUCAAACUGCUUGGUUGUGCUUGCUAAGAGUGAAAACAUGGAUGUGAAAAAUGAAGUGGUUGUUACAAUGUUUGGAU